Messenger RNA from Thlaspi arvense, 2445 nucleotides. Lineage: Eukaryota; Viridiplantae; Streptophyta; Magnoliopsida; Brassicales; Brassicaceae. The record is from the annotation of a GenBank genome assembly.
AAAAAAACAAUCAAAAGCUAGCAAAGCAGAGAAAAAGAAGACAGAAACUUUGUCCAUCGUCUCUGUGACACGAGCGAGAGUUGAAUAAUUCAAAGCAAUAUGAUAAUCAUUAAUUACAAUUACAUGAGAGGAGAGAUUUCUGGGGAUAUGGUUGUUGGUAGUCAUGGGAAGACAGUAAACGCCAUCGCAACUGCAUUUAUUCUGUCUGUAGAGUCAAACAAACUAAUUUUAUUAUUUGAUUCAUGUCCUGAGAUCAGAUGUAUAAAAGAAAAGAAGCCUCUUUUUUUUUCCACUGUCAUUAUCCAUCAUCAACAAGAUUUGUCUCUUCUGAGACACCAUGACGCUUCAUCGGUCUCUUGUGUUCUUCUUCUUGCUCCUAUCAUGCUUCGCUCUUUCUUCCUGGGCUCUUCCUCUUUGUUCCGAUUCAAGAGCUCCCUUGAAGGUGAAUUCGACAUUGAGCUUUUGUCCUUACAAAGGAAAAACAUGCUGCGAUACAAUGGAAGAUUCCAAUUUGAAGAAGCAAUUUCAAGCUAUGAACAUUUCCGACAAGGGUUGUGCUUCUGUUGUACAGUCAAUCCUUUGUGCUAAAUGCGACCCCUUUUCAUCGGACUUAUUCAGAGAUAACUCAGAUCAGCAGUCUGUUCCAAUCCUCUGCAACUCAACAACUUCAGCGAAUUCCACAAAGGACUUUUGCUCAGAGACAUGGGAGACAUGUCAAAACGUAUCCAUAUCAGACUCUCUUUUCGCUGCCUCGUUGCAAGGCCGUGUUGGUGCGCCAGCGAAUAACAACGCCUCUAAGCUUGCUGAUCUAUGGCAGUCCAAAACCGAUUUCUGCAAUGCCUUUGGUGGAGAUAGCUCCAAUGAAACGGUUUGCUUCAGCGGCGAGCCAGUUACUCUUAAUGAGACUACCCAUGACAAGCCACCUCAUGGUCUGUGCCUUGAGAAAAUCGGGAACGGGUCUUACCUCAACAUGGUUCCUCACCCUGAUGGCUCAAACCGUGCGUUCUUCUCUACACAACCUGGAGUAGUGUUCUUGGCUGGUCUACCGGAUCAGGAUUCGGGCGGUGUGUUGGAUGUGGAUCCAUCUAGCCCGUUUGUGGAUUUGACUGAUGAAGUUCAUGUUGAUAUUGAGUUUGGGAUGAUGGGUAUGGCUUUCCAUCCAAAGUUUGCUCAGAACGGUCGGUUUUUCGCUUCUUUCAACUGCGACAAGUCCAAGUGGCCGGGAUGUACCGGAAGGUGCUCGUGUAACUCCGAUGUGAACUGUGAUCCUUCCAAAGUAACUCCUGACAGUGGGUCUCAACCAUGCCAGUUCCAAACUGUUAUAGCUGAGUAUACAGCCAAUGGUACCUCUUCUUCAGACCCUUCUAAGGCGAAGAACGCUACGCCGAAAGAAGUCAGGAGGAUUUUCACAAUGGGACUUCCUUUCACAUCUCACCAUGCUGGACAGAUUCUCUUUGGUCCUUCAGAUGGGUACCUUUACUUUAUGAUGGGAGAUGGAGGUGGAGGCGCUGACCCGUAUAAUUUAUCACAGAACAAGAAGUCUUUGCUAGGAAAAAUCAUGAGGCUUGAUGACACAUAUGAAGAAGUGGAUCUCAUUACCAAAGGAGGAAACUACGGUUGGCGUGUUUACGAAGGCCUGGAUCUUUUCCAUCCGGACUCAUCCCCUGGAGGAAACACAUCUGCUAAAUCCGUAAACACGAUAUUUCCUGUGAUGGGUUACAACCACUCUGAAGUCGACUCAAGCGGAAAAUCAGCUUCAAUCACUGGAGGAUACUUUUAUAGAUCAGAGACUGAUCCUUGCGUAGCUGGAAUGUACUUGUAUGCUGAUCUAUAUGGAAAUGGAGUGUGGGCGGGGAUUGAAACGCCUGCUAAUAGUGGGAACUUUGUGUCCAACAGAAUAACGUUCAGCUGCGCCGGUGACUCACCCAUGAAAUGCAGCGAUUCUCCGGGAGAUACAGGGCUAUCUCUAGGCUAUAUCUUCUCCUUUGGUGAGGACAACAACAAAGACAUCUACUUGCUCACAAGCAAUGGUGUCUUUAGAGUUGUUAGGCCGAGCCGCUGCAAGUUGACUUGCUCCAAGGAGAACUCCACGGCGGCUAGAAGAAACCCUGGUCCCUCGGUUUCUCCUUCUUCUUCUUCGUCUUCUUGUUAUAGGCAUAUAAAUGGUUUCCAUGGAAGCUUGGUGGUUUUGUUGGUGUCUCUGUCUCUGAUUCUGGUGGCUUUGUUAGUGUAAAUGUAUAUGGAGAAGGUUUAAUCUUUUUUCAUAGGAUUGGAAGUUCUCAAGAGCUGCUUCUUGUUUGUGUUUAAAAACAGAUUUGUAAGUUUUGUUAUUGAAUUUGUAUGUUGAGAGAAUGCCAUGUAUGAUGAUGAUGAACUAGACCAGAGAAUACAUUUUCAUAAAUUGAGGAGAUUAUUAUCAGACAAUCUAACAAACGUUACAAGUAA